UACGCUACCGAACAAAAAAAGGCGGUGCGUGGGAAAUUCAUUCGGCGCUGCUCCAUUGCUCGGCAGUUUGCUCGCUCGCUCGCUGCUGCGGCGCAGUGUGCUGGUGGUGCUCGAAUCGAGGAGAAGAGGAGGCAGAUCCGGCGGGGAGGCGGGGCGUGGAUUGUGCUUGCAGCUUGCGGGAAGGUUGGUGGGAGGUUGGCGGGGAUGGAGCGGAAGGCGAUGGUGGUGUGCGCGCUGGUCGGCUUCCUCGGCGUCCUCUCCGCCGCGCUAGGGUUCGCCGCCGAGGGCACCCGCGUCAAGGUUUCAGAUGUGCAAACUGACUCUUCUCCUGGUGAAUGCAUAUACCCAAGAAGCCCGGCGUUAGGCCUUGGGUUGAUGUCUGCUGUCGCCCUUAUGGUUGCGCAAGCUAUUAUAAACACAGUUGCUGGUUGCAUCUGUUGUAAGAGGCAUCCGGUCCCCUCAGACACUAACUGGAGUGUAGCUCUGAUCUCAUUCAUCGUAUCUUGGGUCACUUUCAUAAUCGCGUUCCUUCUCCUGCUGACCGGAGCUGCACUGAACGACCAAAGGGGUCAGGAGAACAUGUACUUCGGCAGCUUCUGCUACGUCGUCAAGCCAGGGGUCUUCUCCGGAGGAGCGGUGCUCUCCCUCGCCAGCGUGGCUCUGGCCAUAGUCUACUACGUGGCUCUGACAUCAUCAAAAGGCCCACCAAGCUGGGGGCCGCAGCAGAACCAGGGCAUCGCCAUGGGCCAGCCCGUGAUCCCGCAGCAGAGCAGCGAGCCGGUGUUCGUUCAUGAGGACACCUACAACCGGCAGCAAUUCCCAUGAGUGAUCGCGGUCAUAUCUAAGCAUCCGUUUCGAGGGCCGCCCAUGAGGAUACUUGCCAUCGGCAGCAGUUCCUGCGAUCACAGUCGUACCUAAGCCCGUAUGAACGCUAUAUGUUGGCUGAGUUUGGUUUGUAUAGACCUGCAGGUUAGAACGAUAGCAGUUUGGUUGCUAUUAUUAUUUAGCUAGGUUCAGUCUUUCUUUUUCUUUGUUUGACAUUCGAGAAGGGUGGCGACUUGCCUGUUUCAUCAGUAUUUUAGAUGUUUGAAUUCAAAUGAACUGGGUAAUGUUGAGGUUGA
Hordeum vulgare subsp. vulgare (domesticated barley) is the source of this 1121-nucleotide messenger RNA. RefSeq names its product protein MODIFYING WALL LIGNIN-1. The record is from RefSeq and is a predicted model, not a curated record. NCBI's taxonomy places the organism in Eukaryota, Viridiplantae, Streptophyta, Magnoliopsida, Poales, Poaceae. Bases 205 to 825 code for a protein of 206 amino acids. The transcript has 3 exons.